Hippocampus comes (tiger tail seahorse) is the source of this 1546-nucleotide messenger RNA. Its product is annotated as kelch domain-containing protein 1-like. The coding region runs from base 97 to 1302 and encodes 401 amino acids. The transcript has 14 exons. The record is from RefSeq and is a predicted model, not a curated record. Lineage: Eukaryota; Metazoa; Chordata; Actinopteri; Syngnathiformes; Syngnathidae. Gene Ontology annotation, molecular function: protein binding.
GUUGCGCAUGCGCAGAGAGGCAGGACGCUCGCGCAGGUGAAAAGCUGCACUAACGAGAAGUGGAACCGGGAAGGAAGAGUGCUAACGGGAAGCGGGAUGGCGAGCGUGCCGGCGUCGACGAAGCAGCUGGAGAGGAGCACCCACACCGCGUUCGUUCACGGCGACAACACGCUGUACGUGUGGGGGGGCUUCCAGGUCCGCGCCAGUGAGGAAGUCACACUCCCCAGCGAUGAGAUUUGGCUGUGUGACUUGGACAGUGGCAAAUGGCAGCGCCGGGAGAUGGGCGGAGAAACGCCCCCUCUCCUGGUGGGCUUCUGUGGCUCCUACGUCAACGGCUCGCUCUACGUCUUUGCAGGAUACGACGGCCAAACUUACAGCAACCAAAUGUUCAGUGUAGACCUCACGCAACAUUGCUACUUGUGGAAGAAGGUGCUGACCACCAAAGGAACAACGCCUUCCCCGAGGAAUAAACACAGCUGCUGGGUGCAUGGAGACAGGUUGAUCUACUUUGGAGGCUACGUUUGCAAAACCCUCCGGGAGGCGAGAAACUUGGAGUCGACAAACUUCAUCAUCGAAGAGAUGAACUGGCUCACUAUCGGUGAUGUCUUGUUUCGCUGCUGGGGCUGGCACAACGAAGUCGACGUCUUUGACACGUUCACCGCUACCUGGAGUGUGCCUGAGACGAAGGGUCAGCCCCCGCUUCCCCGAGGCUGCCACGCCAGCGCCGUGGUGGGCAACAGAGGUUACGUCUGUGGAGGCGUGGAAAGUGCUGAGUUGGACAUGUACUGCUUGGACCUGGAUGUGUGGCACUGGACUCAAAUUGCGGCCUUGUCAUGCCGAGUGCCGCCGGGCCGUUCCAUGCACACCUUGACACUCAACGCAGAUCACAGCCUCUUCGUAUUUGGCGGUCUGGGCUUAGAUGGGAAAACACUCAAUGACGCCUGGCAGUUCGAUACGCUGGCGAGAGAGUGGCGCGAGAUGACUCACGCGCACAGCGACAAGCCCAGGGUGUGUCACACUGCCUGCCUGGGGAGCGACAAUGAUGUAAUCAUAUUCGGGGGGAGCAGCAACUUGUCCAUCGCAAUGGAUUCGAUCACCAUGCUGACGUGUCCAUCGCAGACUCACAGCGGUGACGUGUUGAUCAUCCAGACACAGCCGUACCCACUCUUCAGGUUGUGCGAGGACUUCCUGGGUAGCAACUCUGAGGUCUUCUCACAACACCUCCACAGGCUGCCGGCCAAGCUGCGUGCCAAAAUCGACAAGAGGAUCUCCUUCUUCUCCAAGUCGCUUGCACCCACUUGAAGAGCAUCGACCCUGUGCGCAUUGACCCUGUGCACCCCCCUCCGGUGAUAUGAGCCAGUUGCUAACGUUAGUUUGUUUGCAAGGGUUCAAAAAUCAUGCUGCUUUAUGCUUUUUAACGCACACAACAAAAAACAUCACUUUGUAAGUAAAGGUCUUGUUUUAAUGUAAAAGUCAUAUUGAGAGAAUUUUUAUCUACAUACAUGGAGUGUUUUUGAAAUGUUUUGAAUAAAGUUAUUGAUUUUGU